This is a messenger RNA of Tachysurus vachellii, 2232 nucleotides long. RefSeq lists its product as uncharacterized. The transcript is spliced from 6 exons. The record is from RefSeq and is a predicted model, not a curated record. The coding region runs from base 146 to 1852 and encodes 568 amino acids. Lineage: Eukaryota; Metazoa; Chordata; Actinopteri; Siluriformes; Bagridae.
GAACAACAGGAGAUAUGUCCAUACUUGGCUACGGAGUCGUCUCUACAACAGCUUGUCUAUCGGUAACAGUCUUUACAUGAUAUGAGCAUUCAUCUUAAAACUUCUAGCGAAGACAGACACUGGUGAAAAGCUAAAAAUCGCAUCCAUGGUAUCUCAAGUGGAGCAGAAUGCACUGCCCAAGCCCCCUGUGCUGUUUGUGGGAGAAAAGGACAGCACAAAGCUUCUGGAAGUGUAUGUAAAAAGAAGCCUGAGCCUUAACGAUGGGUCAUACUGUCCACCUCGAAGAGAACAGAGACCACGCAAAUGGGUCACCCACGCAGAGCAAGAUAAGAGAGAUCGUAAACAUUCCAGCGAUACCUCACUUCAUCUUAAAACCUCAUUCUUAGGGGAGGACCUUGGUGAAGACGAGGCUUUCUCGGAACCUGAAACAGACAGAAAGGCGAAGGAAGAAGGUGAACCCACUGACAACACAUCAAAACUAUGGAAAAAGAAAAGCACUCAUGGCAGAAACAACGGAUCCUCUGCAUCUCAUACUUCUGAUGGGAAGCAGCAGAAAUUGUUUGUACAUUUUGAUAAAGAUAAGAUUGAUGGUAGACAGCCAAAUAUACGAUCUCUUCACCCUAAACCUUCAGCCACAGAGGAGGAUCUUACUAAAGAUAAAGUAUUUUCAGAACCAGUAACCGAAAGUGAAACAUCUGAUAAAUAUAAACGGUGGAAGAAAAGCUCUCUCACCAGAAAAGAUGGCUCCUCAGCAUCUCAGAGUUCUGAUGGAAAACCCAGGAAAUGGUUUUCACCUUUUGAUAAAGACAAGCGGAAUAGUAAAUUACCUCAUGAUUCCUUCAAAGUAGAGUUAGAAGACCUUAAAAUCGCAGCCCCUCUACCGCCUGCUCAACCACAGCCAGAGAGUUUAACCAAAGUAAAGAAGACCAAAGAGGGAAAGAAGAUUAAGAGGCCUUCAGUAUGGAAGAAUUUUCUGGGGUGGUUCUCCAGAGGGAACACUGACAAACAGGAUGAACAUGAUGAUGAUGAUGGGAGAACUGAAGAAGCACUUCCUACAACAGAACCUGCAACACCUCCACUCUCCUGCCUGCCCAUCUCUACUGGUGAUGGCAUUAUCCUGCGCCACACCAAGUCCACAAGGAGAAGGCGAUCUCAGAGGAAGCUUUCAUUAAAGAGACGCAGUGGGGACGCAUCAACUGUGCGGCCACUUACUUUAGACCUGUCUAGUGAAGCCCACAAUUCCCAGGUCCAAUCAGUUGAAGAGGUAGAUGCCACUAGUUCUUAUUAUGAGAAAAUGUCAGAAGAGCUGGAGAAAAUUGUGAAUGAGGUGAAAAACACUCCCACAGAAGAAAACAAAACUUUCAUCGAUUCAAUUCAGCCUACAGACACCGAGACCUUAUCCAGGUCUCAAGAGGAAAUUAUUAAAAGAAUCAUUGAGUUGAUAAAACACGAAGGUGAUGUUAUAAAUGAUAAGCUAAAGGAAAACACUAUCAUGAGCUCCUACUUCAACACAAUCACUUAUGGCUCCUUCCAGCAAUUAGCAGACCAGUAUGUAAAUUCUGAAGUCCACCAACAGGCAACACAGCCAACAGUGGUAGCUUCAGAGCUGGUUAAAUUUGCGUUCACCCUCGACUUCACAGCAAGAGUGGCAGGUCUCUCUCGCCAUGCUCCUGGAAAUAUCCUCGGCUUUGGAAACCAGUACCUCAAGGAACGUUUUACUUACACAUGUGAGAGUCACCCUCAUGUCAUGGACACAAGCACAGAGAAACCAGUGACAGCAAAGGAGAAUUCAGACAGGGAUGAGCGGCUUGGAGACCAUGCAGCUUCUGAAACUGAUGGACCAAAACAUUAGGUUAAAGCUGUAAAGUUUACAACACACAUUUAAUUAAAGGUUUAGUUACGAUGGAUUGUCACACUACACAGAGAGUCUAUCAAGUUCACCAUCAAGUUCUGUAUGUGCGAGAGACCUUGAAUAUAUUUAGCACUGAAUAGCAUACAGUAAAAGCUCUACUGUAGCAAAUACAUUUCAUCAUUAAGCAUUACUGUGACAUCCAUGAUCAUAUUAUAGAUAAAGCUUGUGAAAUGUUUGUUAUUUGUACUUCGGUUUGUAGUAAUCAUCAUGUUUUAUAGCACUUAAGCUCAUGAAAUGAGAUUUCCAAUAUGCUUUAAAUGUGUAUGCUGGCAUACACAAUGUAAUUAAAUGAAUAUAAAUUAAAUAUUAAAUACAUUAAA